AUAUUUUGUAAUUAGUCGGAUAUAUUAAAAUACGCGUUCAGAUAUUCAAAUUAGAAUAGUCAUAUAGUCACGCGGUUAUAAACAAUUCGGUGUAUAAAUUGUAAGUCACACAGAAAAAGAAAGAAACGAAACGAAACGAAUUAUGGAUUUGAAGAAAGCAUCUUUGUUUUUAUUCCUUCUUCUCUGUCUCCACCUGCAACUGCAACACCACUUUGCUCACGCGGUCUCGCGAUCUUCAACAAGUUUAGCCUUCGUUGAUCCAAACCAUGAUGAUCUCCCGUUUCAAGAAGUAGAAUUGAAGCCAGACGGUGACGUAAUCGAAGCCAAUUUACCGAAAUUAACAGUCGUUGUUAAGAAAGGCGGCGGAGGAGGAGGCAGAGGUGGAGGCGGUUUCGGCGGAGGGGGACGCAGUUUCGGCGGAGGAGGGAGUUCUAGCAGAGGCGGUGGAGGAAGUUCUAGCAGAGGCGGAGGAGGGAGUUCUAGCAGAGGAGGAGGAUUACGUCCGAUUCCGAUUUAUGGCGGUGGAACGCACCGCAGUGGUCAUCAUUCAAGCGGCGGCCGGGAAACUGCUAGUGGUUGGUUAGGUCUAUCGAUUUUAGCCGGUUUAGGUUUGGUUUUUUAAAGCUUCUAUAUUUGAUUUACCGGUUUAGGUUAAAUGUUUGAUGCCGGUUUUGCUUUCCACUGGUUUGCUCUCUGGAUUUUAUCAGAAGUUUGUUAGGACUAUUUCGGUUUAGGAUAAAUGUUUGAUGCCGGUUUCAGUCCGUAAAUAAUUCGAUUA
This is a messenger RNA of Arabidopsis thaliana (thale cress), 778 nucleotides long. Its product is annotated as glycine-rich protein. Lineage: Eukaryota; Viridiplantae; Streptophyta; Magnoliopsida; Brassicales; Brassicaceae. The record is from RefSeq and is marked reviewed. The transcript has a single exon. The coding region runs from base 143 to 622 and encodes 159 amino acids.